This is a messenger RNA of Ceratotherium simum simum (southern white rhinoceros), 2456 nucleotides long. The record is from RefSeq and is a predicted model, not a curated record. Lineage: Eukaryota; Metazoa; Chordata; Mammalia; Perissodactyla; Rhinocerotidae.
CAGUCCAUUGAUGACUUGAACAAAUGGGCCCUAUUUCUUGUUUCUCCUUUUAUACUUGAGGCCGAACACAUAGCAUUUGUGACAGAGAGCAUUUGGGUGCAAGGUGAGAAUUUACAGAGACCAUCUUCCUCUUCAGAAACUAUCGUGAAGUGGUCAGACUGUUGUUUGCCCUUGGCUUGCAGACCUGGGGAUCCAUAUCAGUUAAUCGCCGAAGCGAGUGUGGACGACUUCAGCAAGCUGGGGGUGGCGUUCAUGGAAGACAGGCUCCAGAUCGCUAAUGGACUGAUCCCCCAAAGGAUCGUUUCGGUACACUUGCAGGACUCUACUCUGAAGGAACUUAAGGAUCAGGCCUUAAACAAGCAAGCCCAAAUCCUACAGCCGAACCCUGAGUCUUCUGUUGAGAGUAAGCCUGAGCUGGACAUCAUGGAGCACGUUGGCCAAGAUGACCUGAAGGUUUUCGGUGCAGAACCCACACAGGGGAGAGGCGGUGCCUCUGGGAGCGAGGCUGCCGGGGAGGGUGACAGAGGAGUGGGCUCCAUUGAGCUCUGUCACCUCCAUCUGUCUAGUUGCCACGAGUGUUUAGAGCUUGAGAACAGCACCAUUGAAUCCGUCAAGUUUGCAUCUGCAGAGAACAUUCCAGAUCUUCCAUACGAUUACAGUGGCAGUUUGGAGAGUAUUGCUGAUGACGUCUGCCCUGAGAGAGAAGGGAGGAGAGUCAACAUCACGGGAAAGGCACCCAACAUCCUCCUCUAUGUGGGCUCCGACUCCCCAGAAGCCCAGGGCAGGUUCCAGCAGGUCCGGGACGUUCUGGCCGACUGUGUGGACACUGACAGUUACACCCUUUACCACCUGCCAGAGGACAGUGCUCUCAGAGACCCGUGGUCAGACAACUGUCUGUUGCUGGUCAUUGCCACCAGGGAGUCUAUUCCCGAGGACCUGUCCCGGAAAUUCAUGGCCUAUCUUUCUCAGGGAGGGAAGGUGUUGGGCCUGUCUUCAUCCUUCACAUUUGCUGGCUUCCAGGUGAUGAGCAAGGGCACACUGCAGGAGACAGUCCAGAACUUGGUUUUCUCCGGGGCUGACCAGAGCCAGGUGGAACUCAGCGUCCUGAGCAGUGGCUACGUUUACGAGGAGGGCCCUGGGGAGCAGCUCAGCCUGGGCAAGCUCCAGGGCCGCCUGGAGAAUGAGGACAAGGAUAGGCUGAUUGUGCAAGUGCCUUUUGGAACAUGUGGAGGAGAAGCUGUUCUUUGCCAGGUACACUUAGAACUACCUCCCAGCUCUUCACUAGUGCAAACUCAAGAAGAUUUUAAUCUGCUCAAAUCGAGCAAUAUGAGAAGAUACGAAGUCCUUAAGGAGAUCCUGAGAACCCUUGGCCUCAGCUGUGACGUCAAACAAGUUCCUGCCUUAACGCCUCUCUACUUACUGUCCACGGCUGAGGAAAUCCGGGAUCCUCUUAUGCAGUGGCUGAGGAAACAUGUGAAUCCUGAAGGAGUAAUACAAUCCAGCAAGCUCUCCCUUAAGUUUGUUUCAUCGUGCACAUCUGAAAUAGAGAUCACCCCAUCUGCCAUACCUGUGGUGACUGACACGGAGGGCUUCUCAUCAGAAAAUUUUAGCUUAGAGAUCUACCGACAAAAUUUGCAGACAAAGCAACUUGGAAAAGUAAUUCUGUUUGCCGAAGUGACACCCACCACGAUGGACCUCCUGGAUGGGUUGAUGUUUGAGAUGCCGCAGGAAAUGGGGUUAAUAGCCAUCGCAGCCCGCCAAACGCAGGGCAAAGGGCGGGGAAGGAACGCUUGGCUGAGCCCCGUGGGAUGCGCUCUUUCUACCCUGCUCAUCUCCAUCCCGCUGAGAUCCCAGCUGGGACAGAGGAUUCCAUUUGUCCAGCAUCUGAUGUCCCUGGCUGUCGUGGAGGCGGUCAGGUCCAUUCCUGAGUAUCAGGAUAUCAACUUACGAGUGAAGUGGCCCAACGAUAUUUAUUACAGUGACCUUAUGAAGCUUGGUGGAGUUCUGGUUAACUCUACGCUUAUGGGAGAAACGUUUUAUAUACUUAUUGGCUGUGGAUUUAACGUGACUAAUAGUAACCCUACCAUAUGCAUCAACGAUCUCAUCGCAGAGUACAACAAGCAACACGGGGCAGACCUGAAGCCCUUAAGAGCUGAUUGUCUCAUCGCUAGAACUGUGACCGUGCUGGAGAAACUGAUUGAUACAUUUCAGGACAAAGGGCCCAAUGGCAUUCUUCCCCUUUAUUAUAAAUACUGGGUACACAGCGCUCAGCAAGUCCGGCUGGGAGGCACUGAGGGGCCAAUGGUGUCGAUAGUCGGCCUAGAUGAUUCUGGGUUCCUUCUGGUUCACCAGGAGGGCGGCGAGGUGGUGACUGUGCAUCCGGAUGGCAACUCCUUUGACAUGCUGAGAAACCUCAUCAUCCCCACACAGCGGUAGCCCUGUCGCCGGGAAGACAG